AUGCAAAAAUUUAUUAUUGAACAUUCAUUGUCGAAAGAAAUUUUUACUCAAGAAAAUAAUGUUGAGAAUACAGUCAAACGAUUAUCCGUGAAAUUGGCUAACGAUUUUAUGAUGAAAAGGAACUCUUGUGAAAUUCGGGAAAUUCAAGAUAUCAACUCCAAUAAUUCCUCAAUUAUUAUAACCAAUAAAAAUAAAAAUGAAGAUGUAUGGGACGAUAUAGAUAUUGGAAAUAUUUUGAAUUUAAUUGAUUCGGUUGACCUUGAAAAAGCAACUGUAAAAUCAUUUGAACAAAAAAUUGAUAAUGUUAUGACAGAAGAAGAAUGGAAAAAAGUAUUAGAAAAGUGUGAACAAGAAGAUUCAUUUUUAUUAAAAAAAAAUCAAGCACGAGAAUUUGUAAAUAUAUCGCGUACCAAAAAUAGAAAUGAGAAUAAUGCAUCUGGAAAUAUAUUAUAUUCAAAUUUUUACCUUGCGAUGCCAAAUGGUCAAUGGAUGAAAAAAAUGGCUAUGCGAGUUCCAAAGAGUGCUUACCCUCAACUUUUUAAAGAAGGUUAUAAGAAUCUUCAAGGUGUUGAUGAAGCUGUUAUAAGGAAUAUUCAAGCUAUUCAUGAACUUUCCGAGAUUGUAAGAACUUCUUUUGGACCAAAUGGUCGAAACAAAAUGGUGAUCAAUCACCUCGAAAAACUUUUCGUUACCAAUGAUGCUGCUACAAUUAUUCGUGAAUUGGAGGUUGUGCAUCCGGCAGCUAAAUUAUUAGUGAUGGCAAGUCAACAACAAGAACAAGAGAUUGGAGACGCGACAAAUUUCGUUAUAGUAUUUGCAGGUGAACUUCUCCAAAAGGCAGAAUAUUUGCUGCGAAUGGGACUUCACCCAAGUGAGAUUGUACAAGGAUAUGAACUUGCUGUUAAUAAAGCAUUAGAAAUAUUGGAAGAACUUGGUGUGGAAACGGUUACAAAUUUUAAAUCUAAAACAGAACUUUUUAAAGCGGUCAAAACAGUUAUUGCUUCUAAGCAAUAUGGAAAUGAAGAUUUACUUUCAAAUUUAGUAGUUGAAGCAUCACUUGUUAUUAUGCCAAAAAAUCCAGCAGCUUUUAAUGUGGACAAUAUACGGGUGGUAAAAAUCUUGGGUAGUAGUCUUCAUGAAAGUCAAGUGGUCAAUGGUAUGGUGUUUGGUCGUGAACCCGAAGGAAUUGUUACUAAAGCAACUAAGGCAAAAAUUGGGAUUUUUACCUGUUCUUUGGAUACUGCUCAAACUGAAACUAAAGGAACUGUAUUAAUUCAUAAUGCCCAAGAAAUGUUAAAUUUUACUAAAGGAGAAGAGCAACAUGUGGAAAAGUGGUUACCGGUUCCGGCAUAG
Molecule: messenger RNA, 1353 nt
Organism: Diversispora eburnea
Lineage: Eukaryota; Fungi; Glomeromycota; Glomeromycetes; Diversisporales; Diversisporaceae
Source: the annotation of a GenBank genome assembly